Molecule: messenger RNA, 1109 nt
Organism: Ailuropoda melanoleuca (giant panda)
Lineage: Eukaryota; Metazoa; Chordata; Mammalia; Carnivora; Ursidae
Product: olfactory receptor 52K1
Exons: 2
Coding region: 84-1094 (336 amino acids)
Biological process (GO): G protein-coupled receptor signaling pathway
Cellular component (GO): plasma membrane
Molecular function (GO): olfactory receptor activity
Source: RefSeq, a predicted model, not a curated record
CCAAAGCCUGGUGAAGGUGGAGGUACAGAAAGCGGGCCUCCUGUAUCUCUUAUCAUCCCAGAGCCAUUCUGCUCCCCGGGACGAUGUCCGCAUGGAGCAAUGGCAGCUCCAAUGUGUCCUAUACCAGCUUCCUCCUUGUGGGCUUCCCGGGGCUGCAGGAGUCCCGGGCGCUCCUGGUGCCGCCCAUCCUCAGCCUCGACCUGGUAAUCCUCUCUGCCAACGCGCUGGUCAUCCACACGGUGGUGGCCCAGCGGAGCCUGCAUCAGCCCAUGUACCUGCUGAUUGCCCUGCUCCUGGCUGUCGACGUCGGUGUUNGUGUUGCCUCCACCGUGAUGCCCGCCAUGAUGUUCAGCUUCUCCACCCACUUCAACCGCGUCUCCCUGCCUCGCUGUCUGCUCCAGAUGUUCUGCAUCUACUUCCUCAUUGUCUUUGACUGCAACAUCCUUCUGGUCAUGGCCCUGGACUGCUAUGUCGCCAUCUGCUACCCUCUCCGCUACCCCAGGAUCGUGACGAGCCGGUUGCUGGCUGCCCUGCUGGGGGCGGCAGCGGCCAGGAGCACGUGCAUCGUUGCUCCGGUGGUGGCGCUGGCCUGCCGGGUUCGCUUCUGCCGCUCAGACGUGAUCCACCACUUUGCCUGUGAGCACAUGGCCCUCAUGAAGCUCUCCUGUGGGGACAUCUCCCUGAACAAGACCGUGGGGCUCACCGUCCGCAUCCUCAAAAGAGUCCUGGACAUCCUGAUGCUCGGAGCUUCCUACUCCUGCAUCAUCCACACCGCCUUCCGGAUUUCGCCCGGCAGAGCACGUUCCAAGGCCCUGAACACCUGUGGCUCCCACCUGCUGGUCAUCUUCACCGUCUACUCGUCCACCAUGUCCUCAUCCAUCGUCUACCGUGUGGCUCACGCCACCUCCCAGGACGUGCACAACUUGCUCAGCGCCUUCUACCUGCUGCUCCCGGCUCUGGCAAACCCCAUCAUCUACGGAGCCAGGACCAAGGAAAUCAGGCAGCAGGUGGCCACUCUGUUCCAAAGGGCACGGCUACCAGCGCCCCCUGACAAGCCCCGGGCUCUGCCCUCACAAACGGAGUUUCCUGCCUGACGCUUUGGGACUCGU